Messenger RNA from Penicillium antarcticum, 837 nucleotides. RefSeq lists its product as uncharacterized. NCBI's taxonomy places the organism in Eukaryota, Fungi, Ascomycota, Eurotiomycetes, Eurotiales, Aspergillaceae. The transcript is spliced from 2 exons. The record is from RefSeq and is a predicted model, not a curated record. The coding region runs from base 1 to 837 and encodes 278 amino acids.
AUGAUUGCAAUGAGAUUUGUUCUAGUCAUAUUUGCGAUCUGGUGCGCAUUCAGCACUGCGUGCAGUGCAUGGAAACUGGACGGGGAACAUCCGCCUGAAGGCGAUCUGGGUGUGAGACUCGAUUUUCACCUAGCAACUUCUUGGCCGACAAAAUAUGUGAAAAAAGGCCGCCAAAUUCCCCGAACUUUCGCGUGGAGUAGCCAUCUCACAUUUGAAAAAGAUGUCAGCGCGCUUGAAGACAGUGACCUCUGGCAACUCGCACAUCUUGCAUAUGCGGAGAUGGAAGCCAACAUGAAGUUAUACGAGGUUACCGCUAAAAAGGACAAACCCCGAGCCAUGACUGUACUCGCUGUUGGCAACGAGAUAUUCUUGGCUUCGUCAGUGAAGAAGUCAGCUAAUUUUGCAUUCGCCUACCCCAAGACAAAGGUUUCCAAUGCCCUUGAAGAAUGCCAAACGACUUUCCACAAAAAUGGCGGCGAAAGCACAGACGGGCACAAAAAUUCCGCAAACUGUGGCGAGGUAAUGAGUGCUCAAAUGUACUACACCACAGACAAAAAUAAAGACACUCCAUUGAAAGGUCGGGAUGCGAGGUAUUGCACAGUUGUUGCGGAUAAGGACGAUAAGCCUCAAAAUACUGAUCCGUGUUCAUCCAUGUCAACAUGGGGAUGCAACCUGUUUGUCAAGCAGCUGGAGGUGAAACCGGUGGACAUAACGAUAAAAGCACAGCCCUUUGAUUUGGUGGAGAAAAUGGGUAAACCGGUUAUCGACCAGAUCCCUUUGUGCGCUUUGGACUAUAAGCCCCCCGAGGCUAGCGCGACCCCUAAGGCGAGCACAUAG